AUGAUGCCGGGAGAUGCGAAUUUCACGACGACCGCCUGUGGAGGCUGCGGAUCGGUGUCCGAUGAGGAUGAAGGCAUGGUAUGUUGUGACAAGUGCAACGUUUGGUACCAUUACCGGUGCGUAGGAGUCACGGAGGACGUCGAAAGUGACGCAAAGUGGUAUUGUCCUGAGGAAGACUGCCAAAGCCAGAAGAAACUGGACGCAGAAUCUUCCAAAACGGGUGCCAAAAAGAAGAAGAAGACGACCAACGACAACUCGGAUAAGUCCAGCGUGAAAUCCGACGGAAGGUCUGGCUCGUCGAUGGAACGUCAGCUCAAAGCUCUUGAAAAGGAACGGAAAAAGAAAGAGCAAGAGCUGAAGAUCGAACGCGUUCUGAUGGAAAAGCGGAUGGAAAUCGACCGAAUCCUUCAAGAACAGCGGAUCGAAAUGGAGACCGAGUUUCGGGCUAAGGAAUUACAGCAGCAAAAACAGUUGUUGGAGAAGGCGCUGAAGGACAAGCAAGAUCAUUUGGACUGGAUGAAGAAGAUGCGGGAGUCGUUCAAUGCAAGGAUGGAUCAAAUCCAGCAAAAGUUGUCCAAGCUAAACGCUGGUGAAGAUGACAGAAAGGAAUCGGUGAACAAAGUUUCUGAUGCCGUGAAACAGUCGACCGCGGGAGCUCCGUUGAAGAAUCCGGAAAUACGUAGCCAAAAGCGAUCGGAGAAAACCAAGAAGGUCGAAUCGGAUGAAGAACAGGAGGAAGAGGAAGAUGAAGAGUCUGCUGAAUCUAGCAGCGACGAUGAAAGUGAGGUCUAG
Messenger RNA from Ochlerotatus camptorhynchus, 792 nucleotides. RefSeq lists its product as uncharacterized. The coding region runs from base 1 to 792 and encodes 263 amino acids. Lineage: Eukaryota; Metazoa; Arthropoda; Insecta; Diptera; Culicidae. The transcript has a single exon. The record is from RefSeq and is a predicted model, not a curated record.